Molecule: messenger RNA, 708 nt
Organism: Brassica oleracea var. oleracea
Lineage: Eukaryota; Viridiplantae; Streptophyta; Magnoliopsida; Brassicales; Brassicaceae
Product: mitochondrial import inner membrane translocase subunit TIM17-1-like
Exons: 1
Coding region: 1-621 (206 amino acids)
Biological process (GO): protein import into mitochondrial matrix
Cellular component (GO): TIM23 mitochondrial import inner membrane translocase complex; mitochondrial inner membrane
Molecular function (GO): transmembrane protein transporter activity
Source: RefSeq, a predicted model, not a curated record
AUGGGAACUCCAGAGAAUACAAGAGAACCAUGCCCCGACCGGAUCUUAGAUGAUAUUGGCGAUGCGUUCGGCAUGGGUAUUGCCGGAGGAUCCGUCUUUUACAUGAUCAAAGGAAUCUACAAUUCUCCCUCCGGCGCUCGUCUCUCCGGCGGCGCUGAGUAUGUACGUAUGAACGCCCCGAGAGUCGGAGGAAUCUGGGCCGUAUGGGGUGGUGUGUUCUCGACCUUGGACUGCGCCAUGGUGUACGCUAGACAGAAGGAAGAUCCAUGGAACUCCAUCUUUGCCGGGGCCGCCACCGGAGGCCUUUUAUCGCUGCGUCAAGGUUUCCGCGCGACUGGUAAGGCGGCUUUGGUGGGAGGUGCCCUGUUAACUCUCUUACAAGGAGUACAGAUCGCUUUGGACAAACUCGCGAGUGCUGCGCAGCACGAGCAGGCUUCCAUGGGUGAUGCGGCCUCCUUACCACCUGCUCAGGUUUAUGAGACUUCUUCUGCUCCGGAGGCAGGUUCGGGGUCUUGGUAUGGAGGUUUGUUUGGGAGUGGGAAAAAAGAGGAGUCUGAGGAUAAGUCAGGGAGCAAGACUCGGGUUCUUGAGAGCUGUGAUGCGCCUCCCGUCUCAACUUAGGAGCUUAACUAAUUUGUGUGGAAAAUAAAAUUGAGUAAACAUAAAUUUCAUUGUGUGAGAUGGUAUUUAAGAGGAAACGGUGUAUGA